This is a messenger RNA of Lactuca sativa (garden lettuce), 513 nucleotides long. RefSeq lists its product as uncharacterized. NCBI's taxonomy places the organism in Eukaryota, Viridiplantae, Streptophyta, Magnoliopsida, Asterales, Asteraceae. The record is from RefSeq and is a predicted model, not a curated record.
AUGGAGAAGGAUAUCAGAACAAGCGUCAAAUAUGUAGACACAUCAAAGGAUAUAUGGGAUGAUCUAGAGGAAAGGUUUGGAAAAGAAAGUGCUCCAACAGCAUAUGAGUUGAAACAGCUUAAUUCAUUUAAACAAAAAGAAAAGCUCUACGAGUUCCUCAUGGGUCUUGACAAUGAAUACUCCAAAAUCAAGACACAAAUUCUUGCCAUGAAACCCACACCCUCUUUAGGAACCGUGUAUCACUUGGUGGCUGAGGACGAACAGCAAAGGGCGGUUUCGGUAUCCAAGCAGACAAACACAGAGGCUGCAACAUUUCAGACCUACACUCCAGGGAGAAAAGAAAUCACUACAGAUUUCAAUUGUCAAAAGAAGAAGUCUGCACCAAAAGACAUUAAGAGGGCAAUAGGAGAAGAGGUAGAGCACUGCAACCACUGUGGUAAGAAUGGUCACAAUACAGACAGAUGUUUCAAAAGAAUUGGGUAUCCCGAUUGGUGGCCGAAUAAGGCGAAAUAG